GCCCGCCGCCAUGUCGGGCCUCCUGCCUUCCGUGCUGCUGCUGGCGCUGCCGGGGCUGCUGGGUGGGCGGCCCCGCUACGAGCCCACCUGGGCCUCGCUAGACGCCCGUCCGCUGCCCACCUGGUUUGACGAGGCCAAGUUCGGCGUCUUCAUCCACUGGGGCGUGUUCGCGGUGCCCAGCUUCGGCAGCGAGUGGUUCUGGUGGUACUGGCAGAAGGAAAAGAGAGAGCCCUAUGUGAAAUUUAUGAAGGCAAAUUACCCACCUGGGUUCAGUUAUGAAGAUUUUGGGCCACUGUUUACAGCAGAGUUCUUUGAUCCUAACCAGUGGGCAGAUAUUCUGAAGGCUUCAGGUGCAAAAUAUGUUGUCUUAACUUCAAAACAUCAUGAAGGUUUCACUUUGUGGGGGUCCAAAUAUUCUUGGAACUGGAACGCUGUCGAUGUGGGACCAAAGCGAGAUCUUGUGGCUGAACUAGAAACAUCUGUUAGAAACAGAACUGACUUGCGAUUUGGUUUAUAUCACUCCCUGUUUGAAUGGUUUAAUCCUCUCUUCCUCGAGGAUGCCAGCAACGUCUUCAAGACAAGAAAGUUUCCAACCAGUAAAUCAUUACCAGAACUCUAUGAAAUUGUGACCAAGUACCAACCAGAAAUAGUUUGGUCUGAUGGGGAUGGAAAUGCACCAGAUACUUACUGGAACAGCACUGGUUUUCUAGCUUGGCUGUAUAAUGACAGUCCAGUUCGGGACACAGUGGUGACCAAUGACCGCUGGGGAGCGGGUGGCAUCUGUAAGCAUGGUGGCUUCUACACGUGUAGUGACCGGUACAACCCAGGACACCUUCUGCCUCACAAAUGGGAGAACUGCAUGACUAUUGACAAGAGGUCAUGGGGGUACAGGAGGAACGCAAAUCUGGAAGAUUACUUGACAGUUGAGGACUUGGUGAAGCAACUUGUAGAAACAGUGUCUUGUGGAGGAAAUCUCCUGAUGAAUAUCGGGCCCACUCACGAUGGCCGCAUCGCUGCUAUCUUUGAGGAGCGCCUGAGGCAAAUGGGUGCUUGGCUGAAAGUCAAUGGAGAAGCCAUCUACGAAACAAAACCAUGGAGAGCACAGAACGACACGGUCACACCAGACGUGUGGUACACGUUCAGACCAAAGGAAGGCAAAGUUAAUGCCAUCUUCCUUAAUUGGCCAAACUCUGGGAUUCUGGAACUUGGUGAGCCACAGGCGAGGCUUGCAGAAACACAGGUGAAGUUGGUUGGCUACAAGGAACCGCUGAAAUGGGUUGCACUGGGAGAAAAGGGAAUCGCAGUAGCUCUACCUCAAUUAACUCUGAAGCAAUUGCCAUGUCAGUGGGGCUGGACCUUGCAACUGACUGAUGUAAACUGAGCCAUACACUGGAGCUUGGGGUAGUAUAGAAGUUACAUUGUUUUUUUCUUCCUGCCCAGCUUCUCAUCAUUGGUAUCUAACUAUUGCUUGACUGUAUAGCAUCUGUUCUGCGAGACAGAAUGAAAUGAACCUCAUACAAAAUCUAGUUACUUACAUCUCUGUUGCACAAUUUGUGUCUCUGAGCUUGUGUGAAUAACUGAGCCUUUACCUUGACCUCUUCACUUUAAGUCUGUUUCUUGGCAAGUUAAGUGAAAAGGGGCAGUAGAUUUUUUUUUUUUUUAAAGCCCUAAGAAAGAACAGCACUAAGCCCAAGCUCAUGGUCAGUAGUCAGACAACUGUGCAAAAAGCUGUAUACUUUCAGUGCAAGAAAACUUACUUCCACAAAACAUAUAUAAGCCUUAAAAGAAUGAACUUUCCAGUUGUGUGCUACAGCUGGCAACUUCAGCUGAGAUGGAUACUGCAUCUGCAAGAACAAUCUCAUAACGAUUAGCAGUUAAUCAUGAAUGCAUGGAGGCAAUGCGGAUGUACGCUUCAACUUAUAACGAUGAUAUAACGAGAAUCACUAACAGAACUAUUUUGAGUAAUUCUGUCCAUGAGUUCUGAGAAUUUGCUUUUUUUUUUCCUAUGUUUUGUAUCAUGUCAUAAGGUUAAGGCUGGCUCUUGUUUACAUCCAUUAUUUUUACAGUUACCAGGGUGCCUUCUGUGGACUACGGACUAUUAACAACAACAAAACCCAUAUUUCAGCAGUGUCUUUUUUUUUAAAGAGUUGUUGCUGGGGCUCCUCAGCUUUGGCAAGAAGACAACAUUUUAAGCAUGAGUUGGAUUGUGUCCAAUUUGAAAAAUUCCCAAACUCAGCAUGUAUCAGAACUAAUAAUGAUAGGCCUGCGUGUGAGAUUUGCAUAGAGGGGGAGAUGAAAGAUAACAAAAGACAAGAAUGUUUUCAAUGUAGAAACCAAAGGCUUCCUUUUUCCCGAGUAAUCUUAAUAAAUGCAAAGCUAUGACUGCCUAAGUUAAAUUUAUUCUCUUUUUCAACUCCAUUAGGCUUCUGAGUGAUGGGCCAAAUGAGGUAUUGCUUUUUUCUGCUAAGUAAUAUUAUUACACACACAAAUUUUACAUUAAAAUAUUUUAUUACAAUACAGACAAUUGGGCUCAAAAUUAAUACAAAUUAAGAUAAAAUAUUUACAAGUUAAUGUGUACAGUGUAGCUGUUCAAACAGCUAAACAAGAACGUCUAAAAAUCCACAUUCUGUAAGUAACAAAGAGAGCACCCCCAACUUGUUCAAGAGGCAUGGGCAGCAGUUGGCAAAGGCUUUUUGAAGAAUAAGAAGCUCUUUGGAGCAACAGUUGUAAAGUCAAGGGAAGAAGUCUUUUACAACAAAAGACAAAUGUGAGGGAUGAAGAAGAGAAGCCUUACUUGGGUCUGUUAUUCUUCAGUCGCUACCAUUAAUGUUUUUUCCAAACCAUACACACCCCAGGCCACCAAGUUUGUUUGUUUUACUAACUUCUAGUAGUACUGUCCCAAGAUGCCUUUCAAAUGCAAUAAAAAUAAUCAAAUUAUGCAAGAGUUUAACAACCUUUUAAUAGAAAAUUCUUUACAUACAGUGAUUCUUUCAACAAGAAUAUUUUGAUGGGCAUUUGAAAUAGAAUUGUAUUAGACAGAACAACUAUGGUCUCGUUCCCAGUUUUUUCAGUAUGUUCUUUCUGCUGCUCUACCACUCCUACGCCAUUAUAAAAUUAACCCCAAUCUCAUCAGUAGUCACAAAGAUGCAUUAUAAAUACAUUAUCUAUUCCUAUUAAUGUGCAGUUCAUUUCUCUAGUUGCUGAGGGGUACUAAAAGCUUCGUAAACAUUAGCAGCAAAAUCUUUCAUUUGUUCCAUCAUCAGUAAGUCCUGGAAGAAAUUUGGGAAUACAUUUGCUUAAUCAAAACUACACCCACCACUCUGCAGGUUCUACUGCAGUACGUAAUUGUACUCAUGAUGAGAAAAGCACCUGGCACUCCUCCUGAGAUUUAACUCAAACCUUGCGACCGCAUGAAAUUCCCGAACAGAACUCCAAAUACAACCAAGCUGAGACUUUUUUUUUCUGCUUCUGCACUGUUUCAUUAAGGGAAGAGUUUAUAGGAGAAAACGAAGCAUUUUUUGGGAAAGUAUAGCUCUACAAAAAGUUCAAGUUAUGUUACUUAUUCCUACUUCUUUAAGCCACUGAAAUUAAACAAAAUGAGGUACUUCACUAAAAAGAAAUAAACAUCUCACUUUUUUUUUUAAAUAAAGCAAGAUUCUUACCUGAA
Messenger RNA from Gallus gallus (chicken), 3667 nucleotides. It is a transcript of the gene FUCA2, whose product is annotated as alpha-L-fucosidase 2. Gene Ontology annotation, molecular function: alpha-L-fucosidase activity. Gene Ontology annotation, cellular component: lysosome. Gene Ontology annotation, biological process: glycoside catabolic process; fucose metabolic process. The record is from RefSeq and is a predicted model, not a curated record. The coding region runs from base 11 to 1381 and encodes 456 amino acids. The transcript is spliced from 7 exons. Lineage: Eukaryota; Metazoa; Chordata; Aves; Galliformes; Phasianidae.